UUUGCGGGCCACGUCGUUGCCGUCGUCGAGCGCAUGACUGGCCAAGCUUUUCUCUGGCACGCUCGGACUGCUCCGGCGUCGUCUGCUGCUACCAAGGAAAAGCAGGAGGCGGAACGUCGCGAGCGUGAAGGUGAUCGGGGUGACGAACCCCGUCGUGCCCCGAUCGAGCGCCCCAAGAUCGUCUGGUUCAAGCCUACCGACAGCAACUCAGAGAGCUAUGUCGACAAGCUGUUUGUGGCUUGCAUCAAGCGCCACCCCAUCAGCUCUCUCCAUCCGUUCGGGACCCUGGUCGAAGAGCUAGGACCGAUCGGCGACAUUGAGGUCGAGACUAGCUUGCCUCUACCCCUGGACACGGCCAAGGACUUGGAUGACGCAGUCUCAGUCAAGCUGAACGAAGACGGAACGUACGAUGUCGGUGUUCACAUCGCUGACGUAUCUUUCUUCGUCAAACCCAACACUGCUCUGGAUCGGGAUGCUCGCAAGCGUGCCACGAGUGUGACCUUUCUCGUGCCUGGCAAGGAGCGAUUGGCCUUUUCUGCGGUCUUCACGAUGACUGGCGAAGGAGUGGUGCUCAAGAAGUGGUUUGGAAAGACCGUGAUCAAGUCUGCAGCCCAGCUCGCAUAUCGAGACGCCCAGAACGUGAUCGAGGGCAAGUCGUUGGGGAGCGUUGCUGUUGCAGCUGAGCAUGCCGCCGUCGACAUCGAGCACGACAUCAAAAUUCUUGAGGUUUAUGCUCAUGACAACAUCGCUGUCGCGCAGCAGAUUGCUGUCCACCUUCCUGAGCAAGCGUUGCUCCGUCGACACGACAACCCGAUCGAACGCCGUCUGGUCGCCUUCACUGAGCGUGCUCAGAGACUGGGAUACCAAAUGGACACAUCGUCAGCUGGUGCACUGAUGAAAUCAUUUGACGCAGUUGCCGAUCCUACUGCUCGUCGUCUUCUUCAAUUACUCUCGUUCAAGGCUACGCAGCGAGCCAAGUAUUUCUGCGCCGGCAUGCUUGACAUUGCCAAAUACAGUCACUAUGCCUUGAACACUCCGCUCUACACCCACUUCACGUCUCCCAUCCGUCGGUAUGCCGAUCUCAUGGUCCACCGCCAGCUCGAGUCGGUUUUGCAGGGCGCUGCCAGCGCCGAGCCCAAGUUCACCAUGGAUCGCGAUGCUGUAGCCAAGGUUGCCCAGCAAUGCAACAUGCAACAAACGAGAUUCAGCGACGCUCGCCCAGGAACAAUCUGCGCACUUGUUCCUCUGUGUCCUGAUCGCCGAUCUGACUCAGCGCUUCGGGCCUGUUGUCCGACAGGCCAAGGUUGUGGGUGUCCUCGAUGCGGCGUUCGAUGUGUUGGUUCCGAGUUCGGUAUCGAGAAGCGUGUGCAUGUCGACCAAAUGCCUAUCGACAAUCAUGUCUACGAUGAUCAUACCCACACGUUGCAGAUUUACUGGUCAACCCGCGAUGUGAUCACGUGGCUUGCUGAGAACAGCGACGACGAGCACCUCAAGAAAGUCAAGGAGAAUGCCGAGCAGCAUGCGGUCAAGAUGGAGGUCGCGUCUCGCUCUGUUCACGACGAAAGUGCGCUGUUCGACGAGGACGAGGGUGACGACGACGAGAUCGUUCUUGGUCGGGCCGAGGUUGCUCCCUCACCUCCGGAGACAUCGGCGCAGCGGCUGUUGUCAAUUGCUAAGGUCCAGCCCCAAUUCGAAGGGCUUCGGACCACUGCUGCGGGCCACAAGAUCAGGACAUCCGCGAGCUCAUGA
Molecule: messenger RNA, 1749 nt
Organism: Mycena citricolor
Lineage: Eukaryota; Fungi; Basidiomycota; Agaricomycetes; Agaricales; Mycenaceae
Source: the annotation of a GenBank genome assembly